This is a messenger RNA of Arvicola amphibius (Eurasian water vole), 450 nucleotides long. It is a transcript of the gene Calml3, whose product is annotated as calmodulin like 3. The coding region runs from base 1 to 450 and encodes 149 amino acids. NCBI's taxonomy places the organism in Eukaryota, Metazoa, Chordata, Mammalia, Rodentia, Cricetidae. Gene Ontology annotation, molecular function: calcium ion binding. The transcript has a single exon. The record is from RefSeq and is a predicted model, not a curated record. Gene Ontology annotation, cellular component: myosin II complex.
AUGGCCAACCAGCUGACUGAGGAGCAAAUCGCUGAGUUCAAGGAGGCCUUCUCUCUGUUUGACAAGGAUGGGGACGGCUGCAUCACCACCCAGGAACUGGGCACUGUCAUGCGGUCCCUGGGUCAGAACCCCACGGAGGCUGAGCUCCAGGGCAUGGUGAAUGAAAUCGACAAGGAUGGAAACGGCACUGUAGACUUCCCGGAGUUCCUGAGCAUGAUGUCAAGGAAGAUGAAAGACACUGACAGCGAGGAGGAGAUCCGGGAAGCCUUCCGAGUGUUCGACAAGGAUGGCAAUGGCUAUGUCAGUGCUGCUGAGCUGAGGCAUGUGAUGACCAGGCUGGGGGAGAAGCUGAGUGACGAGGAGGUAGAGGAAAUGAUACGGGCAGCAGAUACAGAUGGUGAUGGGCAAGUGAACUAUGAGGAGUUUGUCCACAUGCUCGUGUCCAAGUGA